Parascedosporium putredinis is the source of this 1119-nucleotide messenger RNA. NCBI's taxonomy places the organism in Eukaryota, Fungi, Ascomycota, Sordariomycetes, Microascales, Microascaceae. The record is from the annotation of a GenBank genome assembly.
AUGGAAACCGAUCGCAAUUCCAACCCGAGCUCCAAGUCUAAAACUCCAUCCAUCGGCGUCUCGUCGCAGCACUCGUCUUUGUCCGGCUCGGGGCCGCGACGUUAUAAUCCCGAUGCUUUUUCUUCCCGGAAAGUGCGGUCUCAGUACCCACGCGGCUCGACCGAAAACCACGUUGAAUACAUCCUUGUCGCAUCCUUCGACAUUGAUCGCGGCCCGGUCAUGGAACACCAGUACCCGAUCGCUAUUACCGGCGACGAGCACAUGUUGGCUGAGCUCAUGCUUCCUGACCAAGCGCAUGUGCGCAACCAAGACUGGACCAUCUUCUUCCUCCACAAGGAUACAAGCCAGGAAGAGGAGGAGGAGGAGCGCAGACGAAAGCAGGAUAGGCGCACGAGGCGGCAGCGGAAGAAGGAUAGGGCUGCCGGGAUAAUCAACGAGGAAGAUGAGGACGAUGGCCUCGAUGAUGAGACCAACGACCCGGAUGACUGGGAUGAUGACGACUCCACCGAUAGCGAGCCCGAGGGCGGUGAAGGCCCACCACUAAUCUACGUCCUCAACCUUGUAAAUACCAAACAGGACAAAACCGUGAAGCGAGGUGCGGUAGUCAAAGCCAUGGCUAUCUGCACUCGCCACCCAUUCUUACAUAUAUACAAGCCUUUGCUCCUUUUAGCCCUCGACGAAUACUUCAAGGCCCCCGUGCCUGAGAGUCUUGCAAUGCUUUACAAUGCCGUCAACGCGAUGGACCUUUCAUUAAUGCCAAAGCUAAGUCUCCUGGAGAGACAUCUUCUUCAAGCGAGCGACAACAAGGAUUUAUUCGUCGAGAAAUUUGAGCAGAUGGUUCAGUUACGAAUAGCGGAGGAUAGAGGCGAAAACGUGGCCGAUCAACCCUUCGACGCCAGUCGUGAGCCUCAAAGCUACCUGGUAUCUCUCGGGCGGGAACAAAGGCCCACGUGGAGGAAUUCGGUGUACUCUGUGCCGCGUGACACACACGAGUUCGAGACCAAGGUCAUGUACAAAGGGAUCCCGAUCCCGAUCAAGGUCCCCGUCGCCGUUAUGCCCGAGAGUGUGGGCGACUUUUCCCUGAUCAAGCUCAUCCAAACCUUUUCGACCCCCACGUGA